Molecule: messenger RNA, 3228 nt
Organism: Chironomus riparius
Lineage: Eukaryota; Metazoa; Arthropoda; Insecta; Diptera; Chironomidae
Source: the annotation of a GenBank genome assembly
UGAUGUAUUUCCAUCGCGAGUUAAUUCAAAUAGAAUUAUUAAAUUAAAAGUUCGCUAAUUAAGCAGUUGCAUGAGUUGUAAUCAUUGAAAAUUUGAGGCAAAGGAAAACCUAUACAAAUGAAUUAAAUUAAGUAAUAAGCAAGUAGAACGAACGAGAAGCGAAAUGGAAGUUCAACAACUACCACAACAGAGUGUACAAAUAAAUCUUAAUAAUAAAAUCAUAACGUUGCAUAACGUAACUAUCGUGAAAAAUCCAAGAAUUGUUAAAGUUGAUGCUGCACAAUACUCUAAUUUAUUGAAAGGUGCAGUCAGCGGAAAUGGACAACAAAUUAAAUUUGUUAAUGGUGGAGCGGUUAAUGUCAAACUUCCAAUGCCAUCAUUAGUUCCUAUGAAAUCAGCUAAUUCAGCAUUAAUCAGGACAUCACCGUCGAUCCUUUCAUCAAAUCACAAUUCACUGAAUAAUACAGUGAUCAUAAACCAAAAUCAAGUAAUUAAACAAGGAGGAAAUUAUGUACAAACUCAUGUCAUUAAGACAAUUCAGCAGCCUCCGGCACUUGCAGCAGCUUCAAAUGGAUUCGUUCAAAUGAAACAAAAUGCACUUGUUGCACCUACGAAUAAUGCACCCGCUUUAGUAAGUCCCGUAAAGUUUCAAGCGAUUCCAAUGAAACAAACCGUAAUUAUAAGUCCACCAAAAAUAUCAACAGCUUCUGCUUCUGCUCUCAGUCCUCAAAAACACUCACCGAACUUGGUAUCACAAAAUAUUAUUAAAGUGGUCCAAGCAACAACACCACCACCUUUAUUACAAACUAUUUCUCAGCCGAAAGAACAAAUUGCUGUAAAUCAAACAUCAGUAAUAACAAAACCGUCACCACCAAUUAUAGUAAAUUCAACUUCCAUAAUGUCUCCAAACAAAAAUAGUAACAAUAAUCCAAAUGUAAAUUUAUCAGCGCCAGUUCUUCCCAUAAAAACGAAUGUAAUUGUAUCACCACCGUUGAAAAAUAAGAAUAAUCCAAAUGUUGAAUCCUCAAGUCCACCAGAAACAAAGAAGCAAUGCACAAAAUUUGAAUUUCAAUGCAUUUUCUGUCAGGCUUCAUUUAUUAAUGAGCCAAAGUUAUUAAUGGAACACAUGAGAGAGCAUCAUGCAGAGAAAAUUCCUCAGCAAAAUGGCUUCAAACCGACAGACAACAUUGAUGAGGCUAAAGUAACCUUUCAGGAACCAAAACGAGUACUUUUUGAGGAUCUACCUAAAUUUGAUAUUUCGAACAAAUUAUUCAUAAAUAAUGAGAAAUAUGACAGUAAAAUGGAAACAGAUGAUUCUGAUUCGGCUUCGUCCACAUUAAGUGACAAUGAGGAUGUUUCAGACGAUGGAUCCGAUUUAGAUGACGAUGACGAGGAGGAAGUACGCGAUCUCAUAAUGGAUUUAGAGAAUCCACAGGAAAAUUUCGAUGAUAGCAGCGAGGAUGAAUUAAAUGUUCAAGAAGUAGAAGAAAAAGCAAACAGCAGCAGCAGUAGUAGUUCAAGUAGUAGUAGUAGCAGCUCAGACAGCAGUUCUGAUAGCGACGGAAAUGACAGCGAUGAUGAAUCAAGUCAGGACAGAAGUAAUACACCAGAAUCUCCAGAAUUUGAGGAACAUGUUCCAGAAAACAUCGGUGAAAAUAAUCCAGAAUCAAAAGAUGAUUAUGAAGAAUAUACAGGCGACAAUUAUGACUUAGACAUUCUCUCGAUAUUACUAGAACCAUUCGUAGAUCUUCGAUGCGGCGAAUACCACGAAGAAAAUUCACAAGAAGAAAACGAAGCGAUGAAACUGUAUCGAGAAGCGAUGGAGAUAAAUUACGAACAAAAUGGAAUUAAAAAACGUGGACGAAGAAAGUCACGAGCACCGAAAGCAGCAAAUGAGCCGUUGUCAAUGAAUGGCAUAUUAGCAAAUCUUCUUGAUACUAGCAUAAAAAUUCCCCAAGGUCCAGGAAGAGGCAGACGAAAAGAAGUGAAUGAGCAGGAAUUGGAGAUGGAUCGAAGCAAUGGAAUUUGCUUUUUCCAAUGUACUCAGUGCGAUAAAUCAUUCAAAUUUGCUGGCGACUUGGCCAAACAUGUUCGAUCGCAUACAAUUAGUUCUCCUUAUCGAUGCUCGAUAUGCGGCAAAGUUUUCACUCACAUUGGCAGCUUAAACACUCAUUUGCGAAUACAUUCUGGUGAAAGACCAUACAAAUGUAAAUUUUGUGACAAAUCCUUUACUCAAAGUAAUUCCUUAAUGGUGCAUGUAAAGUCGCAUUUAUCAAAUAAGCCGUUUAGCUGUAACCAAUGUAAUAAAGGAUUUCUUAAUGCAUCAAGUUUGGCAUUGCAUCAAAAAACUCAUACAGGACCCGUCGCAGUCGUGAUUUGUCCAAUUGACAAUUGCGGGAAGGAAUUCCGUGAUAAUAAUUUACUCGAAGAGCACAUGCAGACUCAUAAGCAGUCAUUGCUUUAUCAAUGCUCACAGUGUAUGGAGAAAUUCGAACAAGCAUGUCAGUUGGUACAGCAUGUAAAGAUUCAUGUUGGAGAUAAACCAUUCCAGUGUACGAUUUGUUCACGAGCAUUCACACAACCAGGCAGCUUAAAUACGCAUUUAAGGAUUCAUACAGGCGAAAAGCCAUUCUCAUGCACGUUAUGUCCGAAACGCUUUACGCAAGCAUCAAGUCUCAGUGUACACAUGAAGAUUCAUGGCGAAAAAGAGUUUAAAUGUGAGAUUUGUAACAAAUCUUAUAAUCAAGAAGCUUUCCUUCUUAAGCAUAAGUUGAAACAUCAAGAAAACAAUACGGAUAGUAGUGAGGCAGGUCACGAGUUGACUCUCGCAUCACAAGAAUGACUGAUCGAUCUCCAAUCUUUCCAAAAUCUAUAGGCUAUUAUGAAAUCAAUGUGGCAAAAACUUGUAAUUGGAAAUUAAAACAAAAACAUAAAAGCUCCUUCAUGGAAAUCAGUAUUUUUAGGUUGUAUGAAGCAUUAAUUAUCUGAAAUUGGCGUAUAGACUUAAAUAAAUGCUCAAAAAUAAUGUUGAAAUUUAUCUCUUUCAAAAAAAAAAAUGUUUAAUAAUAAUAAUAUUGAUGCAUAGAAAAUUUAAGAUGAUUCAAUUAUUUUAAUUUAAACAAAACCAGUUUUUUAUUUACGUCCAUAGUUCAUUUAAUUAAAUUAUCAGCGAUUUGGAGUGUGAUUUUAGCUUUAAAAGUAUGGUAAUGAUACUUAAGUAGUUAGCAG